Molecule: messenger RNA, 2798 nt
Organism: Aspergillus fijiensis CBS 313.89
Lineage: Eukaryota; Fungi; Ascomycota; Eurotiomycetes; Eurotiales; Aspergillaceae
Product: Pfs, NB-ARC and TPR domain protein
Exons: 2
Coding region: 72-2612 (846 amino acids)
Biological process (GO): nucleoside metabolic process
Molecular function (GO): protein binding; ATP hydrolysis activity
Source: RefSeq, a predicted model, not a curated record
UGUCAAAUAACCCGACCUGGCAAAACCUGCUUCAAUCUCUACUUGAAACCCUUUAUAACCCGUGCUGCAAAAUGCGACCGAGAAGCCGCGACGAUUUUGCGAUCGCGAUUAUCUGCGCCCUCCCUCUCGAGGCGGAAGCGGUCGAGGCCCUAUUUGAUAAAACCUAUGAUCGGCUUGGAAAACACUACGGCAAACAACGAGGUGACGCGAACGCAUACUUAAAUGGACGAAUUGGCAAGCACGACGUGGUCCUGUGCUAUAUGCCUGGAGUGGGCAAGGGCAGUGCAGCUGCUGUUGCCUCUAGCUUGCUAGUCAGCUACACAGGCAUUGAGCUAGCUUUGGUAGUUGGUACCUGCGGAGGCGCCCCCUCGCCCCCCAAGUACCAAGAGAUAUUCCUUGGCGAUGUGAUUAUCAGUGACUCGGUGAUCGAAUAUGACUUUGGCAGACAGUAUCCGGGAGGGUUUCAACGGAAGAGUGACGUUAAGGAAACGCUAGGCAGGCCAGGUCGAGAGAUUCGGGCUCUUCUAAAUGGCCUUCGCACGGAAAAUGCACUCAGUGAGAUGCAGGACCAGACACAGCAAUACCUUCACUCCCUCCAACAGACAGGGACUAGGUGGUGUCAUCCCGGGGUCCGCGAUAUCCUUUUCAAUGCCUCUUAUCUGCACAAGCAUUCCAAGCCUGCUUCUUUUGCUAGGUGCUCUUGUUCUACGACUGAUGCAGCUGACCAAAUUUGCGAAGAGGCUUUACGGAAGGAGUGCGACGAGUUGAACUGCGAUCCAAGUCAACAAGUCCGAUGUCGAGAGAUCUCGGAUGCUAUCCGGACUUCCAUAUACAUUGGGCCCGUUGCCUCUGCCGAUACGGUCAUAAAGUCAGGACAGUAUCGUGAUCAGAUUGUCAAUAGAGAGAAGGUCAUUGCGUUCGAGAUGGAGGGGGCAGGAAUAUGGGAUAAUGUUCCAUGUGUCAUUAUUAAAGGCGUUGAUAACUAUGCCGACAGCCACAAGGGCAAGGUGUGGCAGGCAUAUGCAGCAGCGACCGGAGCGUCAGUGGCGAAGGCUUUUUUGGAGUAUUGGAUGCCGGUAAACUACAAAGGUACGAGCAAUUCUCGCCACCUAAUGAUUCCCUUUGCAAGAAAUCCGCAUUUCGUGGGCCGCCGGAAAGAGAUACAGGAAUUAGAGGACUGGAUCUCUGCGCCAGACAGACCGAGAAAGCUUGCCAUUACUGGAUUGGGCGGGGUAGGAAAAACCCAGAUUGCGCUGCAGUUCGCCUACCGCAUGCGCGACAGAGAGCCUGAAUGUUCGGUCUUCUGGAUCCCAUGUACCAGCUAUAAGGCUGUUGAACAGGCUUUCAUGAGCAUUGCAAGUCUGGUGGGGCUCCAGGAUGUGGAGCCAGCCGGGGUAAAACAGCGGCUCCAGGCUUACUUCAUCCAGACCGACAAGAAGUGGAUCCUGAUUUUCGACAACGCAGAUGAGAUGAAUAUGUGGAUCAAGAACAGCCCCUCAGCACCACCACUCAAGGAUAUUAUUCCUCAGAGUGAGAAUGGCCAUGUGCUCUUCACGUCACGCAAUCGUCAGCUCGCGUUAAAGCUGGCAGCAGCAAACAUAGUCUCUAUUCCUGAUGUGGAUCAGAAGACUGGGAAGAAGAUCUUCAAAGAAUUACUAGUCCAGAAAGAUCUGCUUCAAAAUGACCUCAUGGCAAAUAUACUCCUUGAGCAGCUUGCCUUUCUCCCUCUGGCAAUCAGUCAAGCCGCAGCUUACAUGAAUCAGCACGGUAUCUCCUUUGAGAAAUACAUGUUGUUGCUGGGUGAACAGGAGGCAAGCACAAUGGAAAUGCUCAACGAGGAGUUUGAUGAUGAUGGACGCUAUGCAGAAAUUCAGAACCCAGUGGCCACAACCUGGCUGGUGUCAUUCUCACAAAUUCAACAACUGGAUGAAACAGCGAGCGACUAUCUGUCGUUCAUGGCUUGUAUCAAUCCACGGAAUAUACCGGAGUCCAUUUUGCCGGCCGCAGCUUCAGCAAAACGGAAAGUAGAAGCAGUAGGUCUUCUCAAAGCAUAUUCUUUUGUCAGCAUACAGGGUGAAGACAGCACUUUCAGUGUUCAUCGACUUGUACAUCUCGCCACUCGAAACUGGCUUCGCAGAAGGAAGAGCCUGAACAGUUGGGUAGAAAGGGCAGGCAACCGGUUAGCCCAGGUGUUUCCGAACAGCAACCAUGACAAUCGACGUAAGUGGAGGGACUACCUACCUCAUGCAUUGUAUCUGGUAAACAGCGCAGAAUUCCAGGCACACCAGGACAAGUACCAUCACUUUCUGGCAAGAAUCGGAGGCUGCCUGCAGAGUGAUGAAAGAUAUAGCGAGGCCGAGAUUGUAUUUCGAAACGUGCUAGAAAUACGAGAAAAAGGUUGCGGACUAGAGGAUCCUGAUACUCUGUCCAGUGUCAGCCAGCUUGGCUCAGUACUCGCACGACAGGGCAAGUAUACAGAGGCAGAGGCCAUGCAUCAACGAGCACUUCAGGGUCGUGAGAAGGCUCUUGGUCCCGAGCAUCCUGAUACUUUGACCAGCAUGCAAAAACUUGCAUCUACUCUAAAACAGCUAGGAAGGCCCCUGAUGCCUUAAACCUUCUUAGAAAAUGUGCCGACUUUCGCACCAACAUAAUAGGCUCGCAUCAUCCACACGCUAUAUCCUCAUCAAACACCUUUCGUGACUGGGAAAUAGCAGCAGUCCAGCCUUCAAAAUGUCAGCAAACACAUGUUACAUUACUUAGUCUGCCACAUUCGUUUGAAUACCAUGCAUGCUACUGUC